GCACCGACCCUCAUCUGCCUCGCGGCUCAUUCUGCUUGUCCCAAACAAAGAACCAAUCAGAGAAUCCCGAACGCGCUUGGUACCGCCUUAUUAUUUGAAGUUACAUCACAUACGGGACAAUCAGGAAGAGUAUGGUGCAAAGGACGAGGACAGAAGGCCCCUCGCAGGCUGAAACGCUGCUGCGAGUUACCUCUGGCAUCGCAGCUGAGCUCAUCAAGGCGCACGAUGCAAAUCAAACUGUCUCACUGAACGAACUCCGCGCGAAAAUGAGCAAGAAGUAUGGAUUCGGCGGUGUUCCAAGGCUGGUGGACAUCAUCAGUGCGAUACCGGACGACUACAAGAAGGCCUUGUUGCCGAAGCUCAGAGCUCGUCCUAUCAGGACAGCGAGUGGAAUCGCAGUGGUAGCUGUUAUGUGCAAGCCCCAUCGGUGUCCGCACAUCGCCAUGACUGGCAACAUCUGCGUAUACUGUCCAGGAGGACCCGACUCGGACUUCGAUUACAGCACGCAAAGCUAUACUGGAUACGAGCCUACGAGUAUGCGUGCUAUCCGAGCGCGGUAUGACCCGUAUGAACAGACACGAGGCCGCGUAGAGCAGCUCAAAAGCCUUGGGCACAAUGUGGACAAGGUUGAAUUCAUCAUCAUGGGAGGCACGUUCAUGAGCAUGCCAGAAGACUACAGGAACGCCUUCAUUGCGCAACUGCACAACGCGUUAUCCGGAUUUACCGGAUUGGAUGUAGACGAGGCUGUUCGCUACUCGGAAUUAAGCAAGUCGAAGGCGAUCGGCAUCACGAUAGAGACACGUCCCGACUACUGCCUGCGGCCUCACCUCAGUCAGAUGUUGCGGUACGGGUGCACUCGUCUUGAGAUUGGUGUGCAGUCGGUGUACGAGGACGUCGCACGUGAUACGAACCGCGGCCACACCGUCCGUGCGGUCACAGAGUCAUUCCACCUGGCCAAGGACGCAGGCUUCAAGGUCGUUGCCCACAUGAUGCCCGAUCUGCCCAACGUCGGUGUCGAGCGUGACUUGGAGCAAUUCAAGGAGUACUUCGAGAACCCUGCAUUCAGAAGCGACGGACUCAAAAUCUAUCCGACCCUUGUAAUCCGCGGCACAGGGCUUUACGAAUUGUGGCGCACUGGGAGAUACAAGAAUUACACGCCUAACGUCCUCGUUGACGUCGUCGCGCGGAUUCUAGCGCUAGUGCCUCCGUGGACACGCGUGUAUCGAGUGCAGAGAGACAUUCCGCUUCCGCUCGUCACCAGCGGCUGCGAGAAUUCUGGGAACCUCCGAGAACUGGCGUUGAACCGCAUGAAGGACUUCGGGGCGGAAUGCCGUGAUGUGCGCUUCCGGGAAGUCGGUAUCCACGAGAUUCACCACAAGGUCCGUCCGGAAUCCGUGGAGUUGCUCCGUCGGGACUAUACUGCCAACGGGGGUUGGGAGACAUUCCUGUCCUACGAGGAUCCGGAGCGAGAUAUCCUCAUCGGGCUUCUUCGGCUGCGGAAGUGUUCUGACGAGGGUACAUUCCGGCCGGAGCUGGUGCGGCAGGAGGAGGGCGGGUGCAGUAUCGUUCGAGAGCUGCAUGUGUAUGGUACUGCUGUCCCUGUGCACGGGCGCGAUCCAACAAAGUUCCAGCAUCAGGGCUUCGGCACGCUGCUGAUGGAGGAGGCGGAAAGGAUAGCCCGUGAAGAGCAUGGCAGUGUGAAGCUAGCUGUCAUCUCGGGUGUUGGCACGCGAGACUACUAUCGUCGGCUGGGAUACGAGCUCGAUGGCCCAUACAUGAGCAAAUCGUUGUUGUAGUCCAUAGCAGACCGUGAGUCCGUUACACACACUUGUAAUAGUACAUGUAUUGUAGCAAUUCUUUCGCAAUCAUGGUGUAUCCGUAUGAUUAGUCUGCGCAACCCGGUUUCCACCCGAACACUUCAUCAUUUCACCGGUCAGGGCUCAUCCUCGGGCUCUUGGUCCCCGAGAACGAACGUCUGGAAGUUGGGGAAGACGAGCUCCUCCUCGAUCGUCUUGCGGAUCACGUCUUGGAUGAACCGCUCUACACGUGUGACAUUCUUCAGAACAUGCUUGUCUGCCUGCCCAAUCUCGCUCUCGAUGUAAAUCGACGGGAGCAGUCGUUGGCCGAUGGGCAACGGCUUGCCCGCCCUGGUGCCCCCACCUGCCCCGGCAGACGCGGGCGCCUCGUCCUCCGCUUCGACCGGAGUGCCUGAGGACGGCGUGUCGCGCUUCGGACGGUCGCUGCCUAGGGGCCCGUACGGAUCGAGCUCGUCGACGAUGCAGAGGUGCACGCGUUUGCGCUCACCCUCGUACGCGACGACGACUUCGCCGUUGAAGAUAAGGCCUGUGACGGACAGCUUGAUUGGGAGGGACAUGAACAUCGGAGACGGGUAGUUGAUGAGCAGAGAGGUGGUUAGCGUGAUACGGAGAUUUGACUGCCAGGUGAUGUGGAGGUGGGAUUGGAUGUUGGGGUGCUGUGGCGGCUUCGGAGGGGACGGCUCGGAGGGAGGAGACGGGGACGGGGAUGGGGAUUCGAGCUCGCCUCUGGAGAUACCUCUUUCAAGCAUGGGUGGUGUACGACUCGCAGAAAUUGAUUGAGGUGGUGCAUUAGAUACGGCAGACAUAGCAGAGAGGUAUAAUGAAGGGGAGGGGUAUGAUGGCCUCAGGUCGGCCAGGCUUGUGAAUGCGGGGCUCCAGAUGUCCCUCGGGGAGCGCAAGAACGGUGUUGAGUGCAACAUGUCCAUACCCAUGCCCAUGCCCCCCAUCCCGGGGCCCAUCCCAUAGCGUACAUGCGGUGGAAGGAGAUGGUAUGCGGGGCCGUCCUCCCCCACACCUUUGCCGCGCGCGGCCUUGCGGGAGACCCACUCGAACCCAUCGUCGUCCGGGAACUCUGUCACCUUCACGGGAGCGCCGUGGGUGCCGUCCUCUUCCUCUUCGUCAUCCUCUAGGAAAUCUCGGUAGAUGUCGCGCAGGUCGACGAGCUCUAUGUCCGGCGCGUUCGAGCCGAAGUCGAAGGACGUGACCUCGAUGGGCCCAAUGAACGACGGCCGGGGAGUGGUUGCGAGUUGCCUGUUGAUAAGAUCUGCCAGAGUCGAAGCCAGUGACGAGUCGAGUCUAUUCCAUUCGAGGUCUACGGACAUAGUGACGAGCUCGUCGCU
This is a messenger RNA of Dichomitus squalens LYAD-421 SS1, 3157 nucleotides long. Its product is annotated as histone acetyltransferase ELP3. Gene Ontology annotation, biological process: tRNA wobble base 5-methoxycarbonylmethyl-2-thiouridinylation. Gene Ontology annotation, cellular component: cytoplasm; elongator holoenzyme complex; nucleus. The coding region runs from base 132 to 1796 and encodes 554 amino acids. The transcript has 11 exons. Gene Ontology annotation, molecular function: acyltransferase activity, transferring groups other than amino-acyl groups; iron-sulfur cluster binding. Lineage: Eukaryota; Fungi; Basidiomycota; Agaricomycetes; Polyporales; Polyporaceae. The record is from RefSeq and is a predicted model, not a curated record.